CCGGUGCGGGGCGCUCACCUGGGCGGAUGGGGGUCUCCGGGGCCCGCGGGGGGCGGCGGCGGGCUGCGAGGCGGGGGCUGCCCCGGGAGAGGCUUAAAUGGGCCUGCUGGCGGCCGCCCGCGGGCCCACCAGCCACAAGCAGGGAAGGCCGGCCUGGCAGGGCCCGGAUCCGGCGCGCUGUGCUGUGCGGAGGCGCCGAGCCCGCCUUCCUGAGUCCCGCCCGCCCGCGCCACAGACACACUCCCGCGCCUGCCAGCCCGCCCGCCCGCCCGCCUGCCUCGGGGAAGGUCCUCGCCACGGGGUGAGGGUCGCAGGGGGCGACUUUUUCUCCCCUCCCCUCUCUCAUUGAUACCUGCUGUCUCUUGUGGGGUGAGGCUUAUGGGGGGCUGUGCUUGACCAUCCCCCCCACCCUUAUAGGGACCGAGCCUGCUUUAUCCUGAGCUCUCCAGGCUAUCAUGCCCAGCAAGAGUGACCACAAGGACAAGAAAACUCCCACGGAGGAUGAGGGUGGUGCUGACUUGGGCACUCGAACUCGCAAAAGGAAAGCUGAUGUCGCAAUUUUUUUACAGGAUCCCGAUGAAGAAAUUUCUGCAGUGGAAGUGUCCAAGAAGAAACAGAGUGAAAGACAGCCAUCCUCCAGGAUUGAUGCACAUAUGUUGAUCCCCACACCAGACAAAGAUGAUGAGCUUGGAAGUCCAAACUUCUCCUCUUUCAUGCAUCAAAGGCUUGUUUCAGCUAGAGCUUCACCAUUGCCUGUGUUGGGCUGGGCAACUGGGGAUGACGUAUGGAAAAACAUGGUCAACAAAGAACAGACGUAUGUGAGCGAUAAGCGAUAUAUGCAAAGGCACCCCCUCUUACAGCCUAAAAUGCGGGUCAUUCUCCUUGACUGGUUAAUGGAGGUUUGUGAGGUCUACAAACUUCACAGAGAGACAUUUUAUUUGGCACAAGACUUCUUUGACCGGUUCAUGGCAACACAACACAACGUUGUGAAGACACUUCUUCAACUUAUUGGGAUUUCAUCUUUAUUUAUUGCUGCAAAGCUUGAGGAAAUCUAUCCUCCCAAGCUGCAUCAGUUUGCAUACGUUACAGAUGGUGCUUGUACAGAAGAUGAAAUCCUUAGCAUGGAACUCAUCGUUAUGAAGGCACUUAAAUGGAAUCUGAGUCCCAUGACAGUUGUAUCCUGGCUAAACAUAUACAUGCAGGUCGCCUACCCAAGUGAUAUUUCUGAAAUGCUGCUACCACAAUAUCCCAAAACAAUAUUUGUGCAAAUAGCAGAGCUGUUGGAUCUUUGUAUUCUGGACAUUGGCUGUCUGGGAUAUACAUAUGGCAUUCUAGCUGCUUCUGCCUUGUAUCACUUCUCUUCUUGUGAGCUGAUGCAGAGGGUUUCAGGUUAUAAAUUGUGUGACAUAGAAGAGUGUGUGAAAUGGAUGGUUCCUUUUGCAUUGGCCAUACGGGAGAUGGGGAGCUCAGCGCGCAAACAUUUCAGAGGCAUUCCUGAAGAAGAUUUGCACAACAUACAAACGCACAUAAACACCUUUGAUUUGUUGGAUAAAGCUGAAGCUAAGCGGGCCGCGCUGGCUGUGAAAAACCAGGCAUCUCCUCUACCCAUUGGUGUCCUCACCCCACCCCAGAGCAAUAAGAAACUGUCUUUUACAUCUCAGCAGCUGUGACCAUUGCAAGCUGUCCAGACAAGGAUCCUUUUGGCCAAAGCGCCUCUCUUUCUCUGCCAAUUCUCGGUUCUCCUCUGCAAGGGAGGCGUCCAAUGACUGAAAAGUGUUAAGAAUUCCUAAAAAGGAAACUUUUAAACAUUUCUUUCAUUUUGGAGGGUGAUGGAAGGAAUUUGCAUUACGUGAACUGUUUUUUUAUUGAACCCGUCUUGAAAAUGAACUGAUCGAGUUCACCAGCCGCCCAAAAACAGGCGUUUGCUUGAAUUGCUGCUAAGGAAGGUGAUACUUGAUGUCGUCGUGGGUUGAGAGAAGAGGGGCUCUGCCCUCUGCUGCUUUCAAGGUUCUGAAAGUGAGAUGCGUUUUGUUUGAACUAGCUGGGGAAAGCAAGCAUCUCUUCUGACCUUGAGUUUACAGGUUGGUACAUUUUUUAAAAGAACACUUUGUGUAAGUUAUAUGAUGCGUCUUGAUUUUUAAAUAAAAUGCUGUCUGCUGGGUCUUAUGCAAAGAUGAAGUGUUUGGUGUUUUAAAAAAUUCAAAGGUAGAAGAAAGAGCAGUGGCUAGGUUCCUCUGAGAACAGCUAAGAGAAGAAGUACACGCGUUGUCGUGUUUCCAAGAUUUACAGAUUGCCUUUGGAACAGCUAACUUCCAGCAAUGGAAACUGGUAGUGCAAUAUACUGGGCUGUCUUGCAUAGCUGUGCUUGAUCCAAACUCUCCUUCAUCCUUCCCAUUUUGGAACCUUUUUUUUAAAAAAAGACGCUUCUAUAGACUCUGGAACAGUCUCCGUAUCACCCUUGCUACUGCUGUGCUUCAUGAAGCAGAAUUUGUAUGGAAACUGUAAUGGGAUUAAUUCAAUCCUAAAAGCACCCAGACAAAAGAGGCGGCGGUGCUGCUGCUGCUGCAUUUCUGCCUUAUGCACCGCUCCGGCCACACCAUCUUUCAGCUGGUUUCUGUUGAGGAUGGAUAAUCACCUGCAUCAGGUGUGAUUGGAUCGCUCGCAUUCCUACUGCAGCAGAAUUGCCUUACCUGACCACACAGAGGAAGCUGCUAGCUGUGUCUCAAGGGAGAAGGUGAGAUGGCUGAGGAGCCCGAAGAAGCGGAAGUCUUUUGUGAAGAAAGAGGAGCGAAAGGUCCCCAUCCACCCUAGCCAGCUUUCCUUUUCCCAUGAGAUGGCCAUUUCUUUACAGCCAGCUUGCUCUCUUGACGGCCAACCAGGUGCUGGGUGAGAGCAUGGAAUCUGUGGUUGAAGGUGCAGGAUUGUUGCAGAGAAUGGGCCUUUCACUUUUAUCCCUGACACGAAGCCCACAGCCCAGGGAGGCUCACAAAAUUCCUCUCCUCCAGUCUCUGGCAGCAGUUUCAGGAUGGGAACCAGCCCACCCUCCUGGAACUUAGGGAAUGGUAGUCACUGGGGAAUGGUAUUCAAAAGAGCUGCAGCUGGCUCUAAGCUACUGAGUAUCACUGUUUCAGUGUCUGCUUGAAUCUUGUCUACUCAACUGAAGGUUAUGUUAGUCAAUAAAGGUCUACCUUUCUUUUG
This is a messenger RNA of Sphaerodactylus townsendi, 3198 nucleotides long. RefSeq names its product cyclin E1 (gene CCNE1). The coding region runs from base 456 to 1670 and encodes 404 amino acids. Gene Ontology annotation, cellular component: nucleus; centrosome; cytoplasm. The transcript has 12 exons. The record is from RefSeq and is a predicted model, not a curated record. Gene Ontology annotation, biological process: regulation of cyclin-dependent protein serine/threonine kinase activity; G1/S transition of mitotic cell cycle. Gene Ontology annotation, molecular function: cyclin-dependent protein serine/threonine kinase regulator activity. Lineage: Eukaryota; Metazoa; Chordata; Lepidosauria; Squamata; Sphaerodactylidae.